AUGGAACCCGAAACGCUGGAGCAGAUGCAGACGCGCCACCGCAAGGAGCAGCGCGACCUCGUGGGCCGGAUCACGAGCAAGAAGAAGAACGCGACCAAGAAGACGCGCAAGGGCGUGAACGAUGAGUGCGCUGAGCUGGAGAGGCAGUUGAAGGCGAAGCAUGAGGAGGAGGUGGCUGGGCUGUCUGGCGGUGGUGUCGCCGAGGAGGUUCAAGACGACGGCGACGACGAGACUGCCGAGGUUGUGGAGAAGUUGAAGGAUACCACCAUUUCCGAAUCCGAAACGCCGGUAGAAGAAGAGAGGGAAGAGACACAGGCACAAGGGCAAGGCCAAGGGAAGAAGCGCAACAGACAAAAAGAACGCCUGGCGCGGCGGGCGGCCGAGGUCGAGGCCGCGGCGGAGAAGGCGCAGGAGGAGGCGAGUAAUAUGACGGACCACCGGGGUAUCGAGAAGACGUACAUGCUCAAGGAGUUCAAGGCCAACGGGCUCGAGGAGAAGGAGAUUGCGCCGGACGGGCAUUGUUUGUUUUCUGCUGUGGCGGAUCAGUUACGGCAGCAGGGUAUUCCGCUCUCCGCUAGCGCUGAGGAAGCGAGUGGUGGCGGCGACCCGACGCAGAAGCUCCCGUAUAGGGUUGUGAGGAGGGCGGCGGCGGAGUACAUGGUGUCCCACCCGGACGACUUUGCGCCGUUUCUGGAGGAAGGGUUGGAGGGGUACGUGAGGCGGAUCCGGGACACGGCGGAGUGGGGUGGGCAGCUUGAGCUUGCGGCGCUGGCGAGCGUGUACGGGGUUGAGAUUCGGGUUGUGCAGGAUGGGAGGACGGAGAGGAUUGGGCCGGCGGCGAGUGGUGGUGAGAGCGAGGAGAAGAAGGAGAUUUGGUUGGCGUAUUAUCGGCAUGGGUACGGGCUUGGUGAGCAUUAUAAUUCCUUGCGAAAGACGACGGCGUGA
Molecule: messenger RNA, 945 nt
Organism: Colletotrichum lupini
Lineage: Eukaryota; Fungi; Ascomycota; Sordariomycetes; Glomerellales; Glomerellaceae
Product: OTU-like cysteine protease
Exons: 1
Coding region: 1-945 (314 amino acids)
Biological process (GO): protein deubiquitination
Molecular function (GO): cysteine-type deubiquitinase activity
Source: RefSeq, a predicted model, not a curated record